This is a messenger RNA of Osmia lignaria (orchard mason bee), 5226 nucleotides long. Lineage: Eukaryota; Metazoa; Arthropoda; Insecta; Hymenoptera; Megachilidae. The record is from RefSeq and is a predicted model, not a curated record.
UUUCAAUAUUUUAUAACUUUUUGACGAUUUGGGUAAAAUAAGGACCAGAGCGCCAUUCUUUAGGGCCUUCUGGACACGUCCCUCAAAUUUUUUUGCAUUCUGUUUAGAAAUGACGACGAAAACCGAAAACUCGCAUCUAGGGAUUUUUCUAGGGACUGUCGGUAAAGUUUUCGAUGCUCGCAUCGCCAAGUAAAAACACUGACCAAUCCGAGCGCGUAUAGCGCGCAAGUUCAGGGACGGCAGCGUCGGCUACGAAAGCGGGACUUCACGUAGGUCGCGAACGAGGGUCUCACGGUGGCAACCGUAGACAACGGACGUACGGAGAAGUGGUACUCUUGAUUAGGAAGUUUUUAAGGAAGUGGUUUUUCUGGGAACUUGAGUUUUCAUCAGUGUCUUUUUAGGGGGUUUUCUUUGUACAAAAGUGUCUCUCUUGGGGUCGCUUAUUCCCGGGAAAGCGAGCCCAGGAGAAAAUAGUGAAUAAAGAGGGUGUGGCCCCUCCCUGCGACAAGGCAUUGUCGCAGGGAGGAGAGGUUGUUUUAAGGAAUGUAAGGAAAAUAAGGAAGGAAAGUGGUGAAAAGAAGAAAAGAAGCAAGAGCGAAGGUGAGAAAACUGUAAAAUUAAAGGAGAAAACGGAAGAACUCAACCUAAGUAUGGUUGAAUUCGAGGCCGAAUAUCUAGAGGAGGAUGCCGAGGCUAGGGAAUUUUUUGAAAUUCUGAACAGAAAUAGAAAGCCGUUAGAGGAUACCAACUGUAGUGAAGAAAUUGCUGGAAGUUCCAACAAGGCCGUGGAAGAAAACAAAGAAGAGAAUAGGGAAUUUGUAGUUUCCCCUAGGGGUGAGGCGAUGAAUCAGGAAGAGCUUGGUAUCGCUGCUGAAAAGAAGGGGAACAAGAAGAAGGAGACUGCGUCUCAUUCUUGGAAGAGUGUUGCGGAUGUAAGGAUUGGGUCUGGAGAAAACAGAAAAGUUAGGAAGAGGACAGCAGAGGAAGAAACGGAUAAAAGUGAAGAAGGUAGUAAAAGAGAUAGAAAAGAAGUCGAAGGUUUUCCCGUAGCUAAUACAUCCCCCAUAGGUGGAAAAAAAAGGGCCACACCUGUCCAACAAGGCGCGGCGCCAUCAGAGUGUACGACUGCGGGUGAGAAUAUUGAAGGCGCAGUAGGAAAGGAUACAAUAUCCUUAGGGGACAGAAUAAACAGUAGAAGAACACGAGGUGAGAACAAACAGUUUUACCUAGAAGAGUUGAAGAGCAGAGAAUAUAUGGUUACAAUGGUACUUGGGAAGGAGAACACGAGUAAAUUCAAAAGAAACAACAUAGUUAAGAUGUAUAGAAUGCUUGGAUCGAGGUCACGUUUUCUGCGGGGACUCAAAAUGGUGGGUUUUAACAAAGCUGAACUUACUUUUAGUGACAUGGCGGCAGCAAACGCCAUCCUGAAAAUGGCGGAUCAAGAUGGCGCAGGAUUUGAGGCCUUCCUUCCGGAUCGGAAGAAGAUGAGGAAGGGUGUGAUUACGGAAUGGGAGGAUUCGGUUGAAGAUCUCAAAGUUGUAAUGCCGGGGCAAGGAGAGUUCAAGUUUGAAAGAAUGAGGAAAAAAGCGUUUAAGGACGGGAAAAGUGUCUGGACUGAGGGGGUGGCGAUUCUAGUAACCGUUAAGGGGGACCGCUUGCCAACUGAACUGAAGAUUGGGGCGGGCCACGUAGCCCUUCGCAUCUACCCGUACGUGGAGCAGGUUAAGCAGUGUUUCAAGUGCUUUUCGUAUGGGCACCUACAAAUGCAAUGUCGGAGUCUGAAAAAGUGUCUAGUGUGCUUGGAAAGGGAACACAGGAAUUGCGACAAGUCACCGGUGUGCUUGAACUGUGGGGGAAAUCAUACGUCCCUAUCUAAAACAUGUUGGGUGCACCAAAGAGAAAAAUUAAUCAGAAAAGUCAUGGCCUUUAAAAAUGUGGCGUACGCAACAGCCAAGGGCAUAGUUGCGAAUCAAUUAGGAGAAAACUGGGACGAAGAGGUGGUCGGAAGAGAUGGAGGCAGCAGAGACUUUCCUACUUUGCCGACGAGAAGAAUUGAGUGUUGGGAGGCAAAAGAGGUACCAAUGGAGGAUGAAUUGGAACUGUUGAGGGAAGCCAAAAAGAAAUCGGAGGGGGGCAGGAUGGGUGCUAGAAGAUGGGAAAAUGUCCCUGAGAAUACGAGGAGGAGCCAGGGAGGGGGUAAAAGUAGAGGCAGGGGCAGGCUGAGGCAAGAAGACUAUGCCGCAGAGAAUAGGCUACCCCGUGCUCAAGGUUUAACGGUUAGUGUCUCAAAUGUGUUCGAGUCUCUACAACAAGAGGAAGAUGGGACUGCCCCGGAGGAAGCUGAAUAUGUAUUUGGAGAUGGGCUACCAAUAGAACGUGCUAUCAAAAGGAUUAGCAUGGUGGAACAGCGUGCCCAAAAAAGGCUAAUUGGGCAGCUGGAGAAGAAGAGGGAUGAAGAAUUUAUGGCGGACCUGAUGAAAUUGAUAAGGGAAUAGGGUUAUGAGCAGGAGGUGGAAAGAAUGUUGAAUGACAACAAGAAAAAAGAACAAAGGACGGAGGAGGAAGAAUAUGCAUACUGGAACACUACUAGGCACAGGCCCAACUGGGACGUUCCCAUCCCGGAGAAGACUAAGGAAAAGCUGAGAAGGAGGAAGGAGAGAUAUGAGGCCCAGAAGGCGGCAAAGGAGGCUCAGGAACAAGAACUAGAAGACAUAGCUGUACGGGCCCACCAGCAAUACGGGUGGACGACAGAAAGGGCAAAUCAGGAAGACGAAUAUAGAAGAGGAAGACUCGAGGAGCUCAUGAAAAGGAUUGAGGGAAGAAUGUGUGGGAAUAGAGAGGACUUUAACGAUGAAUAGCGUUAUGGACAAUAAAGUGUGGUUAUGUUUGGUUUGUGUGUGUGCUUUAAGGGGUCUUGUAAGAGCCAUUCGUGGUUUAGGUCUAUUGAUAUGUUUAGUUUUAUUAUUAUCAACUUGUUUAUCUUUGGUUUCAUUAGCAAUUUCUUGGAAAAGAAAUGUUUUUGUCUGCUACUGCGACUUGCGUUUUUCGAACAUACUCGAUUCUAGUUUUAUUUUCUGUUACGAAGAGUGGGUAUGUGUUUUGAAUUUUUUUGCGUUCAUAUGUAAAAGAAGGUUAAGAGUGGAUGGAGUUUCAGUUUGGAUUGGGUUUUUUCUAAAAAGCAGGUUGUACGGGAGCGAGUGCUUACCUUGGAAAGAAUCUCUGAUAGAUUGCAUAGAGAUGAGUUGGAAAGGUACUGUCACUUUGUAUAGUCCAAUUGGCUUAAUGGUCAUGUAUGUAUAUGGCCCCUAUGGGGGGCGGAGGUCUGUUGAGGAGGGAUCUCACAUUAAAAGUAGGAUUUGUUAUAUCUUUUGGAGUGACUUUAAUAUUAAAAUUAUACUUUCUUGUAGGUGUCUGACUUGUUACUGCCCCCCCUGUUGCAAAGCUUGGAGGGUGUGUUGGAUAAAGUGCGAAAGAAGAAGGGCGAAACUUGGAAGGGUAGUUUCUAGAAAAGGAAAAGAGGGGUUAUAAUCGAGCCAAAUGGCUACUUCAAUUUUCAAGGGUAAGUUUUGUCUGGGAACCUGGAAUGGCAGGAGCGUUAGAGGGAAAUUAAGCGAAAUUAAGGAGAAUAUUAAAAAUUUUGACAUCUUAGGGAUAACCGAAACAUAGCUUAAAAAGAAAGAUAGAUUCGUUAUUCCGGAGUAUAAUAUUGUUAGCGGUGAUUUGAAAGAGGAUAGACAGGGUGGGGGUUUGGCGUUUAUAGUGGAGGAGCGUGUAAAGUUUGCUGUAAGAGAGGAUUUAACCUGGAAGGGGGCAGGAAGGGAAGUCUUGGGGAUUUCGGUGGAAACUAAGAAGGGCGUGUGGGAUAUCCUCUUAGUCUACAGAAGACCAGGAGAGAAAUGGGAAAGAGAAGAUUGGGUCAAACUAUUUAAAAACAAAAGACAGAAUGUUGAAACAAUUCUAAUGGGCGAUUUUAACGCUAGAAACAAAGUAUGGAACUGUUACGUUGAUAGUAGAGAGGGCUCCCUGUUGGAGGAGGUGGUUAGGGACUACGACAUGUUCGUUAUUAACACAAAUACUAAUUCAAGGCUAGGAACUGGUGGUAGGCCACCAUCGAACAUUGACCUAUUUAUUGGAUCUCAUUAUGCGAUGGAUAUUGCAACGGUGGUGGAAGAAAAUGAGACCAUGGGCUCAGACCACCAAGUGUUAGGUUUAGUUUUCGGAGAUGAGGAGGUAAAUAGAACCAAGGAAGUGGUAGGGUUGACUAGAAAGUUCAGGGAUGAUAAAAUAAAUUGGGACUUGUUUGUAACAGCAUCAAGUGAGGAAGCGACUAGCCUAAUGGAAAAUUGGAACGUAGAGGGGUGGGAGAAUUUUAGCAUUGAGGAUAGAUGCAGGGAUUUUACGGAGGCAAUAGUUAAUAUUAUCAGGAAAGCGGGCGGUACUGUAACAGACAAGGGGCUGAAUAUCAAUGAUGUAAGAAAGAAAGCUAAACCUAAAAAAAAUAAUGUUAGGGGACAGACGUGGUAGGAUAAAGAUUGUAAUGAAGCUAAAAGGGACAGAAGAAAUGCAGUUAAACUCUUUAUUAGGACGCCGAAUCAGGCUAAUUGGAUUAAUUUGAGGGAGGUGGGAAAGCGAAUGAAAAAAUUAAUAGAGGAAAAGAAGUCUAAAGCUUGGGACGAUUUCGCAUCAUCAAUCGAUUGUUAUACCAGUUCCAGGGAGGCCUGGCAAAAGAUUAAACAAAUUAAGAAUGGUAUUGGGAAAACCGGGUGCAACAGUCUUAAGGAAAAUGAAAUAAAUUCGUUGGAGGAGCUAGAAAUGGAAAAAGUUUUUUCUUAUGAUUUAGAGGUGGUUCCGGGAGAAGAAGGUCAGGGGGAAUUAGAAACCUCUGGUCAAUUUUUGGGAGGGGAUUAUGUUAGUACUGGGCAAGCUAGUAUACAGGAUUGUUUCGAAGAGAGGGACUUGCAGGAGAUCUUGGACUCAGUCCGGAUUUCCUCGGCCCCAGGAGAAGACGGAAUUUCGUACCUCUUUUUAAAAAAAUUAGAUAGCGGAAUGAAGAAGUGCUUACUGAAAUUAUAUAACUGGAUCUGGGAGAACAGUUGUAUACCACAACGGUGGAAACAAGUGGUGAUAAAGUUUUUGGAAAAACCCGGGAAAAAGGCCCUGAGACCUAUCUCCUUGAUUAAUUGUAUGGGGAAAAUUCUUGAAAGGUUAGUGAAGGAAAGGCUGUAC